This is a messenger RNA of Prunus armeniaca (apricot), 528 nucleotides long. The record is from the annotation of a GenBank genome assembly. NCBI's taxonomy places the organism in Eukaryota, Viridiplantae, Streptophyta, Magnoliopsida, Rosales, Rosaceae.
AUGGUUUCUCAAGACCAAAGUAAGGACUCUGGCUCCAAAAAAAAUGGAGGUAAGGAGCUUGGAAUGGUAACUCCUCAAGACAAGCCCUUGAAGAAGAUGAAGUUUGUUUCAUCUGCUGAGACAGAACCAACCAGCACGACAACAAUUUCUGAGGAUUCAAAGUCAGGUCGAGGUAUGAGCACAAUGCCUCGUGUUGUGAAGAGAAAAUUGCAGAAAAUCAAGCCAGUUGUUGAGUACAAUAAAAGGGGGAAAGGAUGUGGCCCUGCACAUACUGAGAUGCAGUCCUACAUUGGUGUGUUGGCACGCUCCAGAGUCCCACUUGUGGACAAGAAAUGGGCUGAAAUCCCCAAGGAUAUAAAGGAGCAGAUUUGGGAAGCCGUUGACAUGGCUUUUGUGGUAGGUCAAGGGGGCAAGACCUCGGUGUUAUCUUCUGCUGCCAAGAAAUGGAAGGAUUUCAAGUCUACAUUGACGAGGCAUUAUAUUACUUCCAUACAUCAAGGAGAGGGAGAAAUUAAGCCAACCCCCUGA